AUGAGCGGCGGCAUUGAAGAAGGCAACUUUUUCCCGAGCCUGAGGAAGAACGACAAUUGCGAUGAGCCUGACUCUGGCAACGAGGAGGCUCAGCCUUCCAUCGAGCAGCUCUUCGGCGAGGCGGGGGGAUGGGAUGAUUCUGAUGAGCCGGAGGACGAGAACGAAGAUAUGAAUGAAGAAGAAGAAGCAGAAGAAGAAGACAAAGACGCAGGAGAAGAUCCUCCAUGUCCAGUAGCGAAGGCCAAAGCCAAGGCCAAAGCCAAGGCCAAGGCCAAGGCCGAAGCCAAGGCCAAGAAAGAGCCCAAAGCCAAGGCCAAGGUCAAAGCCAAGGCCAAAGCCAAGGCCAAAGGCAAGGCCACAGCCAAGGGCGCGUCAAAGAAAACCACAAAGUAUGACAAUACCCGAAAAGCUUUCUUUGACAACGCUGCCAAGAACGGCCUGGAUAGUAAUGCUGCCCGGAACGCCUGGCUUGAGAGCACAGAGAGGAAGAAUGCGAUAGCUUCAAUGCCAAGUCCUGAGAGAAGGCAACGCAAAUUUGUGAAACCUCCUCCCGCUGAUGAUGUAAACUAG
Molecule: messenger RNA, 570 nt
Organism: Effrenium voratum
Lineage: Eukaryota; Dinophyceae; Suessiales; Symbiodiniaceae
Source: the annotation of a GenBank genome assembly